AUGGUGGCGUCUGCAGGUCUACCGCUUCGGCAAUGGUCGUCCAAUAACCAGACUGUGCUCAACGCCAUUCCGCCGGAGCUCCGGGAGACUGAAACGCUGCUCGAUUUGGACCAUGAAGCCUCCGUCACCACGCUCGGGGUACUCUGGGAACCUGCCACCGACCUUUCGUCCUUCAAGCAGCCGAAGUGGAAGGAAUGUUCCACACUCACGAAGCGGGAGAUUCUUUCGCAGAUCAGCAGUCUGUUCGACACUCUUGGACUUAUUGGUCCGACCAUCUCGAAGGCGAAAAUUCUUCUUCAAGUAGUCAGUGAGUGGCAGGAUAUUCAGAAAAAAUUCGCCGGUCUUGUGCACCUGCGGAUUUCCCGGCACGCUCUCAGCCCCGGUUACGCACGCCUGGAAGUCCAUGGCUUCAGUGACGCUUCGGAGGCCACCUACGGUGCUUGCUUCUUUCUCCGUUCCAUCUCUUCCGCUGGAUCCUGCACUGGUCGGCUGCUCAUGUCGAAGUUGAAGGUGGCACCAGUCGACACGAAGUCCAUUCCGCGCCUAGAGCUCUGCGCGGCUCACCUGCUCGCCAAGCUCGUCGUCCAUGCCAUGAAUUCCGUCGAGAUUGCCGCCACGGUCUACCUGUGGACCGACUCUACCAUCGUACUGGACUGGCUCGCCGCAACACCGUCAUCGUGGAAGACGUUUAUGGCAAAUCGCGUGGCUGAAAUCCAGGAACUCACCACACACGCGGUCUGGAAUCACGUUCCGUCCAAAGACAAUCCACGAUCGUCCACCGAUGCGUAA
Molecule: messenger RNA, 789 nt
Organism: Aedes albopictus (Asian tiger mosquito)
Lineage: Eukaryota; Metazoa; Arthropoda; Insecta; Diptera; Culicidae
Exons: 2
Coding region: 1-789 (262 amino acids)
Source: RefSeq, a predicted model, not a curated record